AGAGAAUCUUAAACCAUGGCAAGAACUAAGCAGACCGCUCGUAAGUCCACCGGAGGCAAAGCCCCCAGGAAGCAGCUGGCCACCAAGGCUGCCCGUAAGAGUGCCCCUGCCACCGGCGGCGUCAAGAAGCCUCAUCGUUACAGGCCCGGUACCGUGGCUCUCAGAGAGAUCCGUCGUUACCAGAAAUCCACCGAGCUGCUCAUCCGCAAGCUGCCCUUCCAGCGUCUGGUCCGUGAGAUCGCUCAGGACUUCAAGACCGAUCUGCGCUUCCAGAGCUCCGCUGUCAUGGCUCUGCAGGAGGCCAGCGAGGCUUACCUGGUCGGUCUCUUCGAGGACACCAAUCUGUGCGCCAUCCACGCCAAGAGGGUCACCAUCAUGCCCAAAGACAUCCAGCUGGCCAGAAGGAUCCGCGGAGAGAGAGCUUAAUCUGUCUACUGCUCCAAAACACCCACAACGGCUCUUUUAAGAGCCACCACAUUUUACUCAAGAGAUAUUCCUCUACUGUUUGUUGAAUUUAUAAUAAUGAUGAGUUUAUUAUUUCAUUCUAGUCCCAUGUUGUCAACUAUUUCUCUCAUACAGUACUGCAACCUCAAUAAUAUUACAAUGUAGUCAUACAUACAGGUAUAUAGAAACCAUAGAUAUAGAGCACAGACAUAUUACAAAGUUAUUACCAUAAUACACACUAAAUUAAUGCUACAUUUAAUUUGUUCUCCACUGAAUUAUAUUAGAAUUUGAGGAGUUAUUCAAAUUAAUCACCAGAGUACA
This is a messenger RNA of Labrus mixtus (cuckoo wrasse), 765 nucleotides long. Its product is annotated as histone H3. The transcript has a single exon. Gene Ontology annotation, cellular component: nucleosome. The coding region runs from base 16 to 426 and encodes 136 amino acids. Lineage: Eukaryota; Metazoa; Chordata; Actinopteri; Labriformes; Labridae. The record is from RefSeq and is a predicted model, not a curated record. Gene Ontology annotation, molecular function: DNA binding; protein heterodimerization activity; structural constituent of chromatin.